This is a messenger RNA of Candidozyma haemuli, 1332 nucleotides long. RefSeq lists its product as uncharacterized. The record is from RefSeq and is a predicted model, not a curated record. Bases 1 to 1332 code for a protein of 443 amino acids. The transcript has 2 exons. NCBI's taxonomy places the organism in Eukaryota, Fungi, Ascomycota, Pichiomycetes, Serinales, Metschnikowiaceae.
AUGGACGACAAGCACGAGCGUCGUGAGGCACGAACGCGAGGUGCAGGAAAUAAAUACUCUGUUGAUGACUUUAGUAUCAAGUCUCCAGAGAAGUCGGAACAGUCUCCCUUGGCUUCCCCAGAGCUUCCUAGGAAACGCAAACAACAGUUGCCAGUCCAGGGCAAAAUUGACCAUGACGUUCCUACCAUCAGCCCGCCGGAUUCAAAGCGAACCAAACUACUAGAGUCUUUGGACUCGGCUCUAAUAAAGCCUGAAGAUACUGAUCUACCCAAGCUUAGAAGACAUUCACAAACAUCAAGUACGAAAGCACAGGCACGCAAGAACUACCAGGCUGCUAGAGAUAGACGGAAGCUGAUGUUCAGUUCGGACGACGAAGAUGAAGAGAAGGAAUUCUCGCCAACGCCAAUGCUAGACUUUAAUGCUUCCCAAACACCAGACUAUGAGGAGGAGACUAAAGCUACGGUCAAGGCUGAACCGGAGAGCCCGCAGCUACAACAGGAGGAGAGUGUUGAGCCAGUGAAAAGAAGACGAGGCAGGCCUCGUAAGGGCGAACAAGAGAAGAAGCUGAUGACCGUUACCAGAAGGUCUAAGCGUAUUGUUGAGAACCCAGAUCUUCGGAAGCACCAUACCCCUGAGCCCGCCAUUCUGCUAAUACCCAAACCACUUCGUGCGUUAGGACUUGGGCUACAGACAUUUUCAAGCGAAACGAAGCCGGAACCUACCGCUAAUCUGAUUACAAAACUGGCCCUGGGUCGCCAGAAGCCCUUGACUGUGGACGCUGAGCGUCUACAUACUGCCAGCUCAAGGGAUAAACGUUUCACGCUCACCACGCUUGAUGUUCUUCGGCAGCUCAUUGAUGAAACGAGCCCAAAGGCAGUGAAGAAUGAAAUCAUCAACGAAUCCGCCGUGUUGUACGAGUUCAAAGCUCAUUUACUCUACAGUAUCAGUCACCUAAUGGACAUACAUGCUGCUACCAAGGAUAUCAGCCAUGAUGUGAUGGAGGUGCAACGACAGAAAACAGAGAUGAGGAAGAAUAUUCUUGAGCUCAAGAAAGAACAUGCUAAUGUUGGAGAACAACUUAAUAGACUACGAAACGAGCAUAAUUUGCAUAAGGAGAAGCAAGCUCAGUUCAAUAAUACUGUUGAUGCGCUUGCAGCCUUGAAAGAAGCUACAGGCAAUCCAGAGGCGUUCCAAGGAAAUACCAGUCUCAGUGAUACCGUCAUGCUAAAGCUUGCAGAUGUAUCUCGAGUAUAUCAUCCGCAGCUGGGGCUUCAGCAGCAACUACAGAUCAUAAAUGACGAGCUAGCGAAAAAGCUCGAAAGCAGAACAUAG